CUGCCAGUCUACCAGAAACAAUGCAAAAUUGCAAACAACUAGCCACCUACGCAGCGUCGCUUCAGACUGGCGAAAAGAACGCACGUGAACCAACCCAAUUCCUUCGUCUCAUAAAUGUGUCGUCACAGCAACAACAAACAUGGAGGAAUAUGCCCGUGAACCUUGUCCCUGGAGAAUAGUAGAUGAUUGUGGUGGUGCAUUCACCAUGGGGACAAUUGGCGGAGGGGUAUUCCAGUCAAUCAAGGGCUUUCGGAACGCUCCUGUGGGCUUUCAGCACAGACUAAAAGGUAGUGCCAAUGCUGUGAGAAUAAGAGCUCCACAGAUUGGCGGUAGCUUUGCUGUGUGGGGUGGACUUUUCUCAACGAUCGACUGUGGUCUGGUCCAUAUUCGAGGGAAAGAGGAUCCCUGGAACUCUAUAACUAGUGGAGCGAUGACUGGGGCAGUCUUGGCUGCACGCAGUGGGCCCUUGGCUAUGAUGGGGUCAGCUAUGAUGGGGGGCAUCCUACUGGCCCUGAUCGAGGGCUUUGGGAUCCUUCUCACCAGAUACACAGCACAGCAGUUUCAGAACCCGAAUCCCUUUGUGUAUGACCCCAGACAGCUUCCUCCGAAGGAUGCCAGCCAACAGCAGACUGGGUUCCAGUAGAACCCAACUUGGUCUGGAGCUACUGAGCCUAGCUACAGCCCUACAUACUGUGACAGUCUCUGACUAGAGAGGCGCUCUAUCACCUGACCACACAGGUGUCAGCAUCCUCAGGGGAAUGGAAAUAUCUAAUCUAAGCCCCCAUCCUCUCAAUGGCAAUAAGAAUGUAGAUGCACUUUAGUGUUAUUCCUCAGGGCUAGAUUACAGUUGAUUUGAGUUAUUUAUGAAUAUAUGUUUGUGUAUACCGGUACACCAGUGUUCCUUCUGAGUAGUCCCGAAUAAUACACACUUUUAUCAGAUACAUUUAUGGUGACUGUAAGAAUGUUGGUGCUUUAUUACCACAGCUACAGAAAUAGAAUGGGUAGCUGAAAAUGUAUAGGCAUUAAUACAGGCAUACAAGUAUGGGAUGCCAAGAUUUAGGAUUAGAAAUUCCCUCAAUCUUAUCAGAAGUGUGUCAGUUAUGGCACAAUCAAUGCCGUUCAAAACGGAUAUAUUUUCUCUUGCUUUUAAAAUGCAAUGCACUGAGGGAGGAGAACUGCACUAUCAUUUCAUUUCCUCUCCUCUUUUAUAAUUGUAUGGCUUAUAAGGGUCUGUGUCACAUCACAAAUGUGAUGGAAUGGCAUGUCAUGACCAAAUACAGUCACGGCUCAUUUGUUCUGCUGUUUAUGUCACUACCUUCAUUGGAUGCCUGCCACUAUGCCAUGGAUUACUAGACAUUCCCACCAUCUAAGCACUAUAAGGUCUAUCCACUUUGAUGAACCAAAGCACUUUCUUACUCCAUCUCUGUGUUAUUGUGUUGAGAAAAAUGAGAUGGUUUUGUGACACAAUGAAGAUAUGUUUUGUAAUGUAUAGAAUGCUGUACAAUAGUUGUUUGUUUUAAUGUAUUUAUGAUGCAGAAAAAUAAAUGUUUACAGUGUAAUUGACUGGGAAAAUUA
Messenger RNA from Salmo salar (Atlantic salmon), 1575 nucleotides. RefSeq names its product mitochondrial import inner membrane translocase subunit Tim17-B. The record is from RefSeq and is a predicted model, not a curated record. Gene Ontology annotation, molecular function: transmembrane protein transporter activity. Gene Ontology annotation, biological process: protein import into mitochondrial matrix. Lineage: Eukaryota; Metazoa; Chordata; Actinopteri; Salmoniformes; Salmonidae. Gene Ontology annotation, cellular component: TIM23 mitochondrial import inner membrane translocase complex.